AUGGCGAGCUCCAGCUCAACUAAUACCACUGGCAGAGUGUUAAAAAGAGCGCACCCCUCUACCAUCCAAGACAAAUUUCUCGUUGGGUACCAAGGAUGGUUUACUUGCCACGGCGAUGGAGAACCUGUUGGACCAGGCCACCAUGGUUGGCUACACUGGUUCAAUUACCCAAUACCUGAUGGUGGAAGACCCAACACCGAUGUCUGGCCAGAUGUCUCAUCCUACUCCCCCUCCGAACUCUACCCUGCACCAGGGCUCAAGACAAAGGCUGGAGAACCCGUCUUCUUGUUCUCAUCGCGCAAUGCAAAAACCGUCCAAAGGCAUUUUCAUUGGAUGGCCGAACAUGGAGUGGACGGUGCGUUCCUGCAGAGAUUUGCCGGACAGUGCGACCUCGAAGCUGGCAACGAAGGCAUCAUGCGUAUUCGAGAUGAGGUCGGAGAGCGCGUUCGGGAAGCAGCAGAGAAAGAAGGCCGCGUGUUUGCAAUUAUGUACGACGUGUCAGGCGUAGCUCCAGACCGCAUACAACGUAUUCUCGAGCGCGAUUGGGUGCAUCUUAUUCGUAAUAAAGGUGUCUUGGACAGUCCAAACUACCUUAGGGAGAAAGGGAAGCCUGUCGUCGCACUAUGGGGCUUCGGUUUCGACAACUCUGGACACACACCCGAGCUCGUGCAUGCAAUAACCCAGUUUUUCCGAGACACGACGCCAGGCGGUGCUUAUAUCAUGGGCGGUACACCUGCGAGUUGGCGAACUGCGGAAGGAGAUGCAGAUAGGAAUCCAAAUUUCUUGAAUGUAUGGCUAAAUGACUUUGAUGCUAUUUCCCCAUGGACGAUUGGGAGGUAUUGUACUGAGCAGGAAGCAGAUGGAUUUGCAGAGUCAAAGAUGAAGGGAGAUGUUGACAUGAUCAAGAGACAUAAUGACGAAGGUAGAGGAAGAAAGGUGGAUUAUAUUCCAGUAGUAUUCCCAGGAGGAUCGGGAUGUAACUUAUCAGAAGGCAAGUGGGGAUUCAAUAAUAUCAAACGAAACGGUGGCCGUUUUUUGUGGAAGCAAAUAUUCAACGCAAAGCGACUCGGAGUUCGUACACUAUACGGUGCAAUGUGGGAUGAGUACGACGAAGGCACGGCCUUCAUGCCUAUCGUUGAACAUAAACGAGAUCUUCCUGAAUCAGACAACUAUCGAUUUAUGGCCCUUGAUGAGGAUGGAUAUGAUGUGCCAUCUGAUUGGUUCGUCACAACUCUUUGCUUCACAUCUCCGCACAUAUUGAUGACAUCUUCUGUGCAAUACGAAAAUAGGUAUAUGAGGAUUUGUGGGUUUGCUGGAGAAGGUUUACGCAGUGAAAGAAGGAUACAUGAGACGUUUCCAGUGAAAGAAUUGCAAGACUAUUGGUCUUCGCGUCCCAGGUAUGAGGAAGUGAGCCACAAAUCUGGCGAUUUUGUUUCUGGUCCAUCAUAUGCAGCUGGUAGUGUUGCUGGCGCAGGUGGCAGCGGCGCACCGACAGUUGAUGUCGAAGGGCAGAGUUACGCAGAAUGGCUUGCGGCGCAGAAGGAAGAAAAGGAGGAACUUCCUCCUCCACCGUAUAGUCUUGAAGCUGAAGAGGAACCAUCUAGCUCAACUGUAGCUCCUACUAAUGCAGCAGCACAAGCGAACGUGUUUGUCCCUGCUGCGACCCCUCUUGGUAUGUCAUCUGGAUCUGCUCCUCUAGCUCCUGUCGGACAUACAUCAACCGCUACGAUGGCAAAUGCACCCCAAUCUUCCACACCUCACCCUCAGAGUACAGGGUCACUAGCUGCCAAUUCGUCAGGGUAUGUGAGAUCUUCUGAUUCUUCCGUCCCUAUUGCCAGCGGUCCCGGGGCACCUCAACACCAUCAGCAAGAUCCAAUCGCAAACCUUACGCAUGGUUUUGAACGGCAAAGUAUCUCAGAUUCGGUAUAUCAAAAUAGCGGAGGUGCUGCAAUUGGUGGAAAUUCAUCUGCUGGAACAUCUUCACCGACCCAUACAUCUCACUCGGUGGCUUAUGACCAUGCACACGCACCUCCUAUGCAUGUCAGCGGUAGGCAUUCGCGUCCUUCUAGUCAAUCAGGCACCAUUUCCCCGGUUCCGAGACCCUCAUCGCAGCAAAAUUACCAACAUAAUUCUCCUGUUUCCUCUGCUGUUCAUGUGCGGCCAUCAGGUCAGGCUAAUGCGACAGGCUCAUGGUCUCAAGGCCAGUGGCCGCCUCCAGACUGGAAUGUGCGUCCCAAUCAGACGGUAAACGCUCCCCCUAGUGUACCUCAUUCAACGUACCCAACUCAGUCCGGUGGGGCGAAUUUGACGAGGCCUCAGUCGUUCUCUGCUUCUUCAAACGUAGUUGUAGGGGCGUCUCUGCGCCCGAAUUCUACGAUUAGUGGGCGACCAUCCUCGGCAGCUUCUAAUCCCAUUUCUGCUGGAACCUACACUGGAGCAUCUAAUUCCGGACACCGUCCAGCGUCUCCCUAUUCCAGAACUCAAAGCCCACCUAAUACCUAUAAUUCCACUCCUUAUCCCCCGCACUCUGUAUCACCGUAUCCGCCUAAGCCAUCGAACAGUCCCCAUCCACCCGGACAGACAUCUGCGCCUUACAGCUUCCCCAACGGGCCAUCGUACCCACCUACGGCGUCUGCAUAUUCGGGUGAAGGUGGGACUUCUUAUCCUGGACAAUCUUCGGGUUCGGGAUAUCAACCUAUGCACGGUUCAAACUAUACAUGGUCAAGUGGCCCGAGCUCCCAUGCAUCUCCUCCACACAGCCCACUUGGCGUAAGCGCCUCUUCGUUCCCCGCUCAUUCAACGUAUUCCCCAUCACCGUACAAUCCAUCACAACCUCCCAUACCGCAACAAUACACAGGGCCUUCAUUCCCUUCCUCUCCUCCAGGAGGAUCGAGCCCUUACCAACCUCAGAGUCCCGAUGUGUAUUUCCCUCAAGCUCAAGCUCCAACUCCUGGCGCUGAAGGGAGCUACUACGGUCACAGCAACAAUGUGAGCAGUGGUAUCAGUAUGCCUACAAGCUCCCCGUCUGCGUAUCCCUACCCUUCACAAUACGGGUCGUCUACACCGUCUUUCCCUGGACCAAACGGACCGUCUAAUUUUGAGUAUCCACAACCGGCGACAUCUUCUGCUGCGUGGGGCCCCCCGUCUCUCCCUCCCCGUCCUCCUACACAUUCUGGGUACGGUAAACCUUCGAAUGUGCCUGCCUUUCCUUCUUCUUCGGGAGGCACAAGCUCCGUCAGCAGUGGAUUCGGGAAACUCGCAUUAAGCGCGGUCGACAAGGUCGCAGGUAAGAAGACGAGAGAGCAGCUCGAAAGUCAGGUCGCCGGUAUCGCUCAAACUGGAAAUAAGCUGUUCAACAAGUAUAUAAAUAAAUAA
This is a messenger RNA of Psilocybe cubensis, 3375 nucleotides long. RefSeq lists its product as uncharacterized. The transcript is spliced from 10 exons. The record is from RefSeq and is a predicted model, not a curated record. The coding region runs from base 1 to 3375 and encodes 1124 amino acids. NCBI's taxonomy places the organism in Eukaryota, Fungi, Basidiomycota, Agaricomycetes, Agaricales, Agrocybaceae.